Messenger RNA from Vitis vinifera (wine grape), 1542 nucleotides. RefSeq names its product PLASMODESMATA CALLOSE-BINDING PROTEIN 3. The record is from RefSeq and is a predicted model, not a curated record. NCBI's taxonomy places the organism in Eukaryota, Viridiplantae, Streptophyta, Magnoliopsida, Vitales, Vitaceae. The coding region runs from base 601 to 1182 and encodes 193 amino acids. The transcript is spliced from 4 exons.
CUAGAAAGAUGGGUGCACUUUGAUCAAUUUUAUCACAAUAGAAAAGAGCUCCCUGCUAGAUAAAGAUGCUGACGGCCAGAGUGAAAAGCAAAGCGGGGAAGGGCUCACAGUGACAGCACACAUGGCAUAACUAGAAGGGAGCCAAGAAGCUCCAAACUAAACCCUAGGUUGGGUUAAUGUUUGGUACUGCACAUGCCACAUGAGUUUAAGACCGUUUGAAAGCUCACACUCUAAAACAGUCAAAAUACAUGACAAAAGCUUAGCUUAGCUCAGUUCCCAAGGCCACACCGCCCCCCAGAUCCUCACAUCAGAAACAAUAAAAUACUAUGUAUUAAGACCCAAAAAACCAAAAAGAGUGAAAAAAGAACAGUGAAAACCGAAAAGCUAUUCGAGAUACAGACACCCCACCUCCACUACCACCCACCUCACUCUCCUAUUAUUGUCUAGAAGCCUCCAUUCCCCACAAUCCCAUCUCUCCCUCUCUCUCCCUCUCUCUCUCUCCCCCUUUCUCUCUCACACUCAUCUUGAUUUCUAAGUUCCCACUGACCCUUUAAGGACCUGUUUGGUUUCUCAAAUAUUUCCCAUCAUCUUGCUUCAAUCAUGGCUGUUUUAGUGUAUUUUGUGCUUUUCCUGGCCAUGACUGGCCAUUCAAGUGCUGCUGUCUAUUGUGUGUGUAAAGAUGGGUUGAGUGACCAAGCUCUUCAGAAAACCUUGGAUUAUGCCUGUGGAGCUGGAGCUGACUGCUCCCCAGUUCUUCAAAAUGGGGCUUGUUACAACCCCAACACUGUGAAGGAUCACUGUAGUUAUGCUGUUAACAGCUAUUUCCAGAAGAAGGGUCAAGCUUCUGGGAGCUGUGAUUUUGCAGGAACUGCUACCCAAAGUCAGACUAACCCUUCCAGCGUUUCAACUUGUGUUUAUCCUACAAGUGCAAGCUCCACAGGAAGCAGCACAACUCCAUCCACAACCACACCAUCCACGACCACACCUUCCACAACCACACCCUCAACCACGACUCCAAGCAGCACCACCAGUCCCUCAGUGUUUGGCCUAGGCCCCUCGGGAAGUGGUGGCAUCACCAGCACGGACUCCAGUGCUGCAGUGGCUCCCCUUCACUGCACUGACUUGUUCUUUUCUGCAGCUCUAACCCUCUGGCUCUCAGGCCUAGUGUUGUUGUGGGGCUGAUGGAUUUACACAUGGGGGAAACUGGUGGUGGGGUUUAUCUUUUGGAUGUGUGGAUGAGAUUUUACCACAUACAGGGUUGUAAUUUCUACAGUGGGUGGAGCGAGGGAAUCAUCUAGGGACAAACCCCACUACGGUUUUUGUUUCCUUCCUCAUAUGUUAAAAAAGCUGGGAAUUUGAUUCCGUUUUGAGUGGUGAUGUAGAACCUGAUCUCUUCUUUAGAUUUUUCUUCUCUUUUUGUAUAUCUAGAAGAAAGAGAGGCAGUAUUUUUUAAAUUGGAUGAGAAUUUGGCUACCAUCUACCUUCCUUGUUAUGGCUCACCGGCCUUUAUUAUAUUACUAUCCAUCUGAAUUCGUUGUCUUC